Messenger RNA from Rosa chinensis, 3048 nucleotides. Its product is annotated as receptor-like protein EIX2. The transcript has a single exon. The record is from RefSeq and is a predicted model, not a curated record. Gene Ontology annotation, molecular function: protein binding. Lineage: Eukaryota; Viridiplantae; Streptophyta; Magnoliopsida; Rosales; Rosaceae. Bases 1 to 3048 code for a protein of 1015 amino acids.
AUGGAUAGCUUCUAUGCAAACUUAUUCAAGCCUACCAGCUAUCAUCUCCUCAACAUUAUUGCUCACUACUUCCUGUUUCUUUUUCUGGCAUCUGCAUAUCUGCAGACUGCUAAGCUCAGUUUGGGUGAUGGACUUCCACACAGUGUGGGAUCAUCAUGCAUUCAACGAGAGAGAGGAGCACUUCUCAGCUUCAAACAAGAUGUUACCGAUCCUUCUGGCAGGCUCUCUUCCUGGGUGGGUCAGGAUUGCUGUCGAUGGAGGGGGAUUUCAUGCAACAACCGCACAGGUCACGUUGUGAAGAUAGACCUCCGGAACUUGCACUGGUCGGUUGACAAAAGUACAUGUUUGGGGGGUAAGAUAAAUUCUUCUUUGCUUGGUUUGAAACAUUUAUUUCACCUAGAUCUAAGCUGGAAUGAUUUUCCACAUAUUCACAUUCCCAAGUUCAUUGGGCAGCUUACAAGUUUAAGGUAUCUCAAUCUCUCAUUUACAUCAUUCGGGGGAGAGAUUCCCCCUUCUCUUGGUAACCUAUCAAACCUGAACUAUCUUGACCUCAGUUCUGCGGUUGUUUCUUCCAAAAACUUCAAUUGGCUUUCUUAUCUCUCUUCCCUAAAAUAUCUAGAUCUUGGAUAUUUGGAUCUUGGUAGCUCAGCACUAUCUUGGGUGCACGAUGUUAAGAUGCCACCUUUACUGUUAGAGUUAUAUUUGUCUGAAUGCAAUCUUGGUGAAAAUGUUCCACACUCCCUGCCUUCAAUGAACUUCACAUCACUACUGGUUUUUGAUAUAUCAAAUAAUUUUAUCAAUUCUUCAUAUCCCAGCUGGUUUUUUAAUCUUACCAACCUCAAAAGACUUGAUCUAGAGGGCAAUUUUUUCAACGGUCCCUUCCCCGUUGAAAUUGCAAACCUCAAGUCUCUGGAAGACCUGGGUUUAGGUAAUGAUGUUCUCCAAGGUCAAAUUCCCAAAGUCAUUGGGACUUUGUGCAGCCUAAGGAUAUUAGAUCUUUCGUGGAACUCGUUGGAUGGUGGCUUGGAAGAGGUUUUGAAUGGUUUCUCAAACUGUACAAAUUAUAGUUUAGAGUCACUUGAUUUGUCCAACAAUCUGCUAGAAGGCGAAUUGCCUGCUGCCCUGGGAAUCCUAGAAAAUCUGCAGGAACUUUACCUCUCUGUUAAUCAUUUUUCGGGUUCAAUUCCAGAAACUUUUGGAAAUUUGUCCUCCUUGAAAUCACUGGACCUUACUUCCAAUCAAAUGAACGGGUCCAUUCCUGAAAGUUUGGGGCAACUCAAUCAGCUAGUUGACCUACAUCUAUCUUCUCGUUCGUGGGAAGGCACUUCAAAUUCGUGGGAAGGCAUUUUAACUGAAGCACAUUUCCUACAUCUCUCUAGGUUAAAGUCUUUCCAAGUAGGCACAGACCGACCUAGGUCCCUCAUUUUUAACGUGGCUCAUGAGUGGGUUCCUCCUUUCCAGCUUGACUCACUUUACAUUGAGAACUGUACAGUAGGUCCUACCUUUGGGGUAUGGCUUCAAUCUCAAACUGAACUAGUGGAGGUCACCCUUCAUAAUACUGGAAUAAGAGACACCAUACCAGAGGAAUGGUUCUUGAAGAUGUCUUCUAAACUCACACGUUUGGAUUUGUCUUACAACCAAAUCCAUGGAAAGCUUCCAUUCAUAAUGAACUCUCCAAAUUUGAUGUAUAUAGAUUUGAGUUAUAAUCAAUUUGAAGGCUCUCUGCCACAUUGGUCUAGUAAUAAUGCCUCCAUCCUCGAUCUUCGGAGCAAUUUAUUUUCCGGGCCAAUUCCCUCAAAUUAUGAUCAACUGUUGCCUACGUUGGACGAGUUGUACCUGUCUGAGAAUCAUUUGAAUGGUACUAUACCACCCUCUAUGUGCAACAUGAGACGUUUGUCAAUUCUUGCAUUAAGAAGCAAUCAAUUGUCUGGAGAAUUCCCCCAAGCAUGGAGUGUGUGGCCAUAUAUGUUCGUUGUAGAUGUCUCUAGCAACAAUUUGUCUGGCAAUAUCCCUUCUUCAAUGGGUGUUCCAAGCUCAUUAUUCAUAUUGAAGCUGAGCAACAAUAAUUUUGGGGGUAAAAUUCCUUCUGCUCUAUUCCAAAAUUGCACUGAUUUGAGGAGUAUUGAUCUUGGAGGCAAUAGAUUUACAGGAAGCAUACCAUUAUGGAGAAGUUCAAACGUCUCAUCUGGUUUAUAUAAGUUACAAUUGCGAUCAAACUCUUUAAGCGGACAUAUCCCACAUAGAUUGUGCUCACUUCCAGCCCUUCAUAUCAUAGACCUUGGCCACAACAACUUUUCAGGGAGCAUUCCCAAGUGUUUGUAUAAUUUGACAGCUUUGGCUUAUGGUAAUGACACUGGUGGCUCCUAUAUUUAUAAUUAUCUUGAGAAGACCAGCUUGACGUUGAAGGGACAAGAACUCGUGUACAACACGACUCUGGCUUUGGUAAAAAGCAUUGAUUUCUCAUCAAAUAAUUUAGAAGGUGUAAUCCCUGAUGGAAUAAGCAACCUCAUUGCCUUGGGUACGUUGAACUUGUCCAGAAAUCAACUAAGUGGAAACAUUCCUUCAAAUAUUGGAAACUUGCGAUGGCUGGAAACUCUUGAUCUCUCACACAAUCAACUUUCAGGGCAGAUUCCACAUAGUCUCUCAUCACUAACCUCAUUGUCUCACUUGAACUUGUCUUUUAACUGCUUGACCGGAAGAAUUCCUACAAGCACCCAACUCCAGACGCUCAAUGAUGCAUCCAUUUAUGCGAGCAAUCCAUAUCUGUGCGGAUUUCCCCUUUUAAUCAAGUGCUCGGGAGAUAGCACACUUGCAUCGACUAAUCCUGGUGGUUAUGAAACAGAAAAUGAAGUUAAAGAUGACAAUGGAAAGCUUGGUUUCUAUAUUAGCAUCAUACUCGGCUUUAUCCUAGGCUUUUGGGGUGUUUGUGGGACAUUGCUUGUAAAACACUCAUGGAGGUAUGCCUAUUUUCGAUUCUUCGAUGACAUUAAAGAUAAAGUAGCAUUGGCUAUUGCAUUGAAGGUGGCUUAUUUCCAAAGACGGUGUUGA